This is a messenger RNA of Dendrobium catenatum, 411 nucleotides long. Its product is annotated as RING-H2 finger protein ATL74-like. Bases 1 to 411 code for a protein of 136 amino acids. The record is from RefSeq and is a predicted model, not a curated record. Gene Ontology annotation, molecular function: transferase activity. NCBI's taxonomy places the organism in Eukaryota, Viridiplantae, Streptophyta, Magnoliopsida, Asparagales, Orchidaceae. Gene Ontology annotation, biological process: protein ubiquitination. The transcript has a single exon.
AUGGCUUACCUAUCUGUUACUAACGGCAUCAACUUCCUCGUCGGCAUGGCGUUUAUUGCCGUCUUCCUUCUCAUUGCAACAGCCAUAAUCAUUCUUGUUCCCUCUCCACUGCAUGAGCUUGAAGCCUUUCUCAUUACUGCAGGACUUAAGACAUAUAAAGGGAGAAGAGAAGAGUUGAAUCGCCGGAUUCCGGUCAGCAGAUACCAAAGAAGGGAGGAAAAUCAGCUUGCCGGGGAAUGCUCUGUUUGCCUGUCUGAACUCGUCGACGGCGAUGAAGUCCGGCGGCUUCCGGCUUGCAAGCAUGUAUUUCAUGUUGGUUGCAUUGAUGUGUGGCUUCUCAGGCAUGAUAAUUGCCCGCUGUGUAGGGCAGAGGCGCUUGAGAGCUCAUUGGAUACGUCCAAAAUUUUUUAA